AUGAAGCCUAUAAUCGCAAAGAACCUAAUACAAAUUACUCGAGUUGCAGAGUUUGUUUUUUUACGAUGCGGCGAAAGUCGGACUCAAAUCGUCUGCUUUUACCACAAUAACCUUCGGCCGAUUUGCCGGCGUCAGAUUCUUCCAAAUACUAUCUUCACCGCCCGUUUAAUAAACGAUUGGUAUCCGUGCUGUAUAUCCUCCUCCAUCACCACAUUCUUCUCUUUCCUCUUCUCCUUCUUCCUUUUACUCUUCUUUUUUCUUUCUUCUCGUCUCCUUCCUCUUCUCUUUACUCUUCUUCUUCAUCUCCUCCCCCUCCUCCUUUUUCUUCCUCUUCUUCUUCAUCUCCUCCCCCUCCUCCUUUUUCUUCCUCUUCUUCUUCAUCUCCUCCCCCUCCUCCUUUUUCUUCCUCUUCUUCUUCAUCUCCUCCCCCCUUUUUUUCUUCCUUUUUUCUUCCUCUUCUUCUUCAUCUCCUCCCCUCCUCCUUUUUCUUCCUCUUCUUCUUCAUCUCCUCCCCUCCUCCUUUUUUCUUCCUCUUCUUCUUCAUCUCCUCCCCCCCUCCUUUUUUUUCUUUCUUCUUCAUCUCCUCCCCCCUCCUCCUUUUCUUCCUCUUCUUCUUCAUCUCCUCCCCCUCCUCCUUUUUUCUUCCCUUCUUCUUCAUCUCCUCCCCCUCCUUUUUUCUUCCUCUUCUUCUUCAUCUCCUCCCCCUCCUCCUUUUUCUUCCUCUUCUUCUUCAUCUCCUCCCCCUCCUCCUUUUUCUUCCUCUUCUUCUUCUAUAUAGGCGAAACUAAAGCCAUUCAUUCUCAUUUACAAAAAGCAAUGUACUCAUAA
Molecule: messenger RNA, 828 nt
Organism: Acanthosepion pharaonis
Lineage: Eukaryota; Metazoa; Mollusca; Cephalopoda; Sepiida; Sepiidae
Source: the annotation of a GenBank genome assembly